AUGGAUGUGCAUCACGAUCUAUGGCCGCGGGCCGGCGAGUCGGGCGCCGACAAAUUUCUCUAUCUCAUCUCGAAUCCCUUCGUCUCCCAGUUCCAAACGAGCGCCAUUUGGGCUUCCCUGGGUACCUCCCUCGGCCUGUCGAUUCUACUCGCCCUCCUCUUCUCGCUCUUCCGGCCCCGACACAAUCUUGUGUACGCACCCAAAGUGAAGCAUGCGGACCGAAAACAUGCGCCACCCCCCGUGGGGAAAGGCUUUUUCUCGUGGGUGAAACCGGUCAUCAAUACCCGUGAGCCGCAGCUGGUCGAGACUGUUGGGUUGGAUGCGGCCAUCUUCUUGCGCUUCACCAAGAUGUGUCGCAAUAUUUUCAUCUUCUUCAGCAUCAUCGGCUGUUUGGUCUUGGUGCCGGUCAAUGUCUCGCAAAGCCACACCGAUUCCGCGGCCCAAUCCGCUUUGAACCGAAUGACUCCGCUCUACGUUACCAAUGUGACCGCAAUUUGGAGUCAAGUCGCCUGUGCCUAUUGUUUUGACGCUAUUCUUGCCUUUUUCCUGUGGAGAAAUUACAAGGCCGUGAGAGACUUGCGCCGGCAAUACUUCCAAAGCUCCGAGUACCAGCGGAGUCUCCACGCCCGCACCUUGAUGGUCACUGAUAUCCCGGCGCCAGAUCGCAGCGAUGAAGGCAUCAUGCGUAUCACCGACGAGGUCAACCCAACCGCUGCUCUUCCACGGGCUGCAAUUGGUCGCAACGUACGGGACUUGCCCGUGAUUAUCAAGGAGCACGAGGAAAAUGUUCGCAGGCUGGAGUCCGUUCUCGCCAAAUAUCUCAAGCGCCCUGAUCAGUUACCCGCCAAACGGCCAACCAUGCGUCCACCCAAAAGCCAGCGGUCAAAACACCCCAAUGGCAAGGUCGACGCCAUUGACUAUCUGACCGUGCGCAUCCGUGUAUUGGAGGAGGAAAUCAAGCACGGCAGGGCCUCGAUUGACCGUCGAAACGCCAUGCCAUAUGGAUUUGCUAGCUGGGAAAGCAUCGAACAUGCCCAUGCUGUAGCGUGGACGGCCCGAAACAAGCAUCCCAAGGGGACAACAAUCGCCCUCGCGCCCCGCCCCAGUGAUCUGAUUUGGGAGAACUUGCCCCUCACAAAGAGCGCUCGCAAGUGGAAGCGUUUCCUGAAUGUGAUCUGGGUGACCGCACUGACCAUCGUUUGGAUUGUGCCUAACGCCCUGAUUGCGGUCUUCUUGUCGAACUUGAACAACUUGGGAUCGGUCUGGCCUCGGUUCCAGACUUCUCUCUCGGCAGAUCCCAAGGUCUGGGCCGCUGUACAGGGUAUCGCCUCACCAGCAGUCACCUCCCUGGUCUACCUGGUGCUGCCGAUUAUCUUCCGACGGCUGUCCGUUCAGAGUGGGAGCCACACCAAAACCUCCCGCGAGCGACAUGUCCUGGGCCAACUCUAUGCUUUCUUCGUGUUCAACAACCUGGUUGUCUUUUCGCUCUUCUCAGCGGCCUGGACCUUUGUCGCGGCGGUGAUUGAGAAGACUCAAACCGACGAGGAGGAUGCUUGGCAGGCAAUUGUAGACAGUCAAUUGUAUGCCAAGUUGAUGAGUGCGUUGUGCACUGUCUCGCCCUUCUGGGUGACAUACAUCCUGCAGCGUAAUUUGGGAGCCACGAUCGACUUGGUGCAGAUGAUCAGUCUGGCCUGGGUGUGGUUUGCCAAGACGUUCUUGUCACCGACGCCUCGACAGGCGAUUGAAUGGACCGCCCCACCACCAUUUGAUUAUGCCAGCUACUACAACUACUUCCUCUUCUACGCCACCGUGGCAUUGUGCUUCGCUACUCUGCAGCCCAUCGUGUUGCCCGUGACCGCGCUCUACUUUGGUGUCGAUGCCAUGCUGAAGAAAUACCUCUUGAUGUACGUGUUUGUGACGAAGAACGAGUCGGCGGGUGCUUACUGGCGGCCUUUGUUCAACCGUCUCAUCUUUGCAAGUAUUCUUGCCAACGUCAUUGUCGCAAUCGUCGUGAAGGUUCGUGGAACCUGGACCAUGGUGUUUUGCCUGGUUCCAUUGCCACUCUUGAUGCUGGCCUUCAAAUUCUACUGCAUGAAGACCUUUGACGAUGAUAUCGCAUACUUUAAUCGCGCCAAUCUCACCGACGCGGAAGCGGUUGGCGUGUCCAAGAUGAGCAAGAAGGCAGGUGAUCGUCUCAACUCCAAGUUCGGCCAUCCCGCCCUUUACAAAGCUCUCAUGACUCCAAUGGUUCACGCCAAGGCCGCCGAGGCCCUCAGGCAAAUAUACCAGGGUCGACUCGAGCAUGGGGAUAUGGAGAAUGAGUAUUCUGAUGUGGCCAUGAACCCCAUGCUUCCGUCUCAGCCGGGCAAGGAGGCCGAACACGCUCCGUUCGAAGUCGUGCCGGAAGCCCACUUGGACUUUUCCUAUUUCAAGGAUCGUGCCGACUUCCGCGAUGAAUUUGGUGGUGGCAUCUACGGCCGGCCGGAAGAUCUGAUGACGGAGCGCUCACAGACCCCGCGCAGCAUGCUCGGUGGUGAAUGGUCCCCUUCGUCGUCGCGCGCUUCCUCACCCGCUCCGUCAUUGCCUUCGUUACCGGGUCUCAGGGUAGCAGCAGAUGGUCAGCCCGAAAGUGAUCAGUCACUGAUCCAUCCUGCUUUCCGCGUGCCUCUUUCUCGCACAACCACCAGCAAUAACGAGCCCUAUCCACCCGAGGAAAUCGAGACUCAUCUCCUCAGCCAUGCGCAAACGCCAGGACAGACAGACAUCAAUCCACUCGACCGCUGGCGGACCCGUGGUUAUGGCCCAGUCCAGCAAGAGGACGAUCCAUAUCAGACUUCUUACGAGGCCUACCGGGUAAGCCGGUGA
Messenger RNA from Penicillium oxalicum, 2865 nucleotides. Its product is annotated as putative DUF221 domain protein. The transcript has 2 exons. The record is from RefSeq and is a predicted model, not a curated record. Lineage: Eukaryota; Fungi; Ascomycota; Eurotiomycetes; Eurotiales; Aspergillaceae. The coding region runs from base 1 to 2865 and encodes 954 amino acids. Gene Ontology annotation, cellular component: plasma membrane. Gene Ontology annotation, molecular function: calcium-activated cation channel activity.